Molecule: messenger RNA, 751 nt
Organism: Mercurialis annua (annual mercury)
Lineage: Eukaryota; Viridiplantae; Streptophyta; Magnoliopsida; Malpighiales; Euphorbiaceae
Exons: 3
Coding region: 38-514 (158 amino acids)
Molecular function (GO): fatty acyl-CoA hydrolase activity
Source: RefSeq, a predicted model, not a curated record
AAAAUCAAAAGUCAGAGCUCAAAAAAGAAAAUCACAAAUGGAGAAAGCAAAAGAAGUUUUCAAAUUAACCGAAGAAGAAUCAGCAACCGUGUCGCAACUCACCUUUACGCCUCACCGAGUCGGAAUCGAUUGCAGCUUCUUCGAAGAUUUUGCUCUACGAGGCAUCCGAGUUGACAGAGUCGAACCCGGUUUCGUCUCCUGCACUUUCAAAGUCCCUCCUCGUCUCACCGAUAGAAGCGGGAAAUUGGCGACGGGAGCAAUUGCGAAUUUAGUGGAUGAAGUAGGCGGUGCGGUGGUGUAUGUGGAGGGACUUCCGAUGAAUGUUUCGGUGGAUAUGUCUAUCUCUUUUCUUUCCUCUGCUAAUCUCAAUGAUGAAUUGGAAAUCACCGGUAAGGUUCUAGGAAGAAAAGGAGGGUAUGCUGGAACAAGUGUUCUUGUGAAAAAUAAAGCAACAGGGGAGAUAAUUGCUGAAGGCCGGCAUUCAUUAUUCGGUAAACAUACUAGCAAAAUGUGAUUAUGUCUCUCUUGUUAGGUUAGGUAACCGCUUGUACACUUACCGUGUCAUUUCACAGCAAUAAUUUGCAUCUUGUUGUGUAUGAAUAUCCUUUUUGUACCCGUAAGCUUUACAUUACUCAAUGAAAAAAAUGAUUAUGUGUAUUGGCAGAGGAAUAGUUUUUUCAAAUUGCUCUUUUAGCAUAUCUGAUUAACAUCACUAUCUGAUUCUAUUUGAUUGAUUUUUAUUUAUGAUUUU